AUAAAAAAGAGAAAUAAGAGAGAGAAAAUGUGUGGCAACUCGGGUUCACGGGACAUAAAAAGUUGCCCAACGAUGUCAACAUAAAUAUUAUACGAUGUCGUUGGACUAUAUCUCCUGCUGCUAACCGUAAGACUAUAUCAUACUGUUUAGAUGAAGAGAUAGGGCGUGAUGACAUAUUUAUUGAACGGUUGUUAUGAAUGCUACCACUGCUCUUCAUUUAUUGAAGAGCGCUCUCGUCAAAACCAAAUCAAUUGUUAGGAAAAUGUCGACAUUCCAAGGCGUUAAAGAUCUUUUUGGAGGAAUCAUUGUUCGAUCAAACCAGGAGCCGCACGAAAGGGGCAAAAUGGAACAGCUUCUAAAAGAAUCUCUGCAAGCUUGGACUUCUAAUGGUGUGAGGGGUGUGUGGUUUGAAGUAGAACCUGCCUUUUCGGAAUGGAUUCCUGUGCUGAUCCAGAAUGGCUUUUCUUUUCAUCAUGCAAAUCCAGAGUUGAGUGUCUUGCUCAAAUGGUUGCCAUCUGAUGAACCUUGCCAAGUACCUGGCUAUGCACAUACAAUGGUUGGUGCAGGGGCCAUGGUUGUUAAUGACAAAAAUGAAAUUCUUGUAGUCCAGGAGAAGUAUUAUCAACGACCACAUUGGAAACUUCCAGGUGGUUAUGUGGAUCCAGGUGAGAGCAUAGCAACUGCUGUCCGAAGAGAGGUUUUUGAGGAAACUGGUAUAAAGACCGAAUUCAUGUCGCUUGUUGCGGUUCGUCACCUCCAACCAAUAGAGAAAAAUCCCAGUGCAAGAUAUGGCUGUUCUGACAUCUAUUUUGUAGCAUAUCUCAGACCCAUUGAAGGAACGGAAAUCAAAAUAUGCCCUCGUGAGCUCAAAAGUGCCUGUUGGAUGCCGUUGACCGAUUAUGCGACUCAUCCACUGGCUUUCGAGGUGGGCAAAAUUUUUGCUAACCAGCUAAUGGCGAUUACCAAUGUGAAUAACCCUGCCUCAGCGAUUGGUUGUCUCGAAUCAAUCCAUCAGUUGACCAAUAGCAAUAGCCAAAUUUACUUAGUCGAUGGGGAACGCAAAUUUCAACUGCCAUAGGUUCAAAAUUGGGCGUCGCAACAUUUAGUACUUGAGACUAUAAAAUUCUUAGUUUUGCUUGUUGGAACAAUUAGUCCUACAAUUAUGCAAAUAGGAAAUUAAAAACUGCACAGUUUAA
This is a messenger RNA of Daphnia carinata, 1196 nucleotides long. RefSeq lists its product as uncharacterized. The transcript is spliced from 5 exons. Lineage: Eukaryota; Metazoa; Arthropoda; Branchiopoda; Diplostraca; Daphniidae. The coding region runs from base 194 to 1078 and encodes 294 amino acids. Gene Ontology annotation, molecular function: ADP-ribose diphosphatase activity; NAD binding; NADH pyrophosphatase activity. The record is from RefSeq and is a predicted model, not a curated record.